UCCGGUGAAAAUGCAGUCGCUGCGAGCGUCUAUGAUCAUUUACGCACGCACCAAUGUGUCGGUGUGCUAUUACGAGCACUUCUCCGCGUUCAAACAAGCUUGACAUGUCUUUUUUUUCGUCUGCGGUUUUAAACGCUCAGCUGUUUUGAAGAUUGUGACAACUAUUUUUUUUUCUUUUUUUGUUUUUUUUAAUCCUCGCGGAGUGCAGGGGGAACAAACUAAAGGAAGUAGUUAUUCAAGACGGCAGUAACGGAUUUACAUCAUCCAGAAAAGGGAGACUUGUCUGGGCGUUUAUUGACUGAAAGAGUCGCACAAAUGGUCUUCCUUUGGGACGCCAAAUACGACCCCUGCCCCGGCCGGCGCUACACUCCCCCGUCCACCACGCUCGCCUCGGGGGGAAAGAUGGCCGAGGCUCUGGGUGCCCAGGAGGCCGGGGGCGGAGCAUCCCUGGUGGGCAAGCUGCGCAUGGCCGACCGCGACAUGGUGCUUUCGGAUCAUCCGGGCGAGCUCGUGAAGACGGACAGUCCCAACUUCCUGUGUUCAGUGCUGCCCACGCACUGGAGGUGCAACAAAACCCUGCCUAUUGCUUUUAAGGUGGUUGCCCUCGGCGAGGUCCCUGACGGAACCAUGGUGACGGUGAUGGCAGGCAACGACGAGAACUACUCGGCGGAGCUCCGUAACGCCACGGCCGCCAUUAAGAACCAAGUGGCUCGAUUCAAUGACCUGCGCUUCGUCGGUCGCAGCGGGAGGGGCAAAAGUUUCAACCUGACCAUCACAGUGUUCACCAAUCCCUCCCAGGUGGCGACAUACCAGAGAGCCAUCAAAAUCACAGUGGAUGGGCCCAGAGAGCCGCGACGUCAUCGCCAGAAGAUGGAUGACAUCAAGCCCGGGUCGUUGGCCUUUUCCGAGAGACUCACAGAGCUGGAGCAACUGAGGCGGAGCUCCAUGAGAGUGACUCCCCCACACCACCACCAUCAUCAUCCUCAUCAUCAUCCUCAUCAUCAUCAUCAUCAUCAUCAGGGCUCCGGUUGUAACACGCGUCAGUCCACGGCAGCGGCCGCGUUGCACUCGGCCACGUUCUCCAGCCCCACCCACACCCAGAUGGCGACUGAAGGGCGACAGAUGCCGUCAUCUCCAUCAUGGUCCUACGACCAAUCCUAUCCCUAUCUUGGACAGAUAACCACACCUAGCAUCCACUCGACCAAUCCCCUUUCACCAAGUCGCUCAUCGCUAGGCGAGCUGUCCUCACGUCUUACAGGUCCCGACCUGGCCGCGUUUAGUGACCCCAGGAUGACCUUGGAACGAUCGUUCACCUCUGUCCCCUCCUUGCCGGACGGCCGCUUCUCGGACCCGCGGGUCCAUUACCCCCCCACGGCUGCCUUCACUUACACCCCCCCGCACAAUCCCGUCUCCAACGCCGCCAUCGGCAUCACCAUGGCGACAGCGAUGGCCACCACACCCGGCGGGAGGUAUCACACUUACCUGCCGCCUCCGUACCCGAGCAAUACGCCACACCAGGGUCAGAACAGGCCCUUCCAGUCCACCUCUUCGCCGUAUCACGUGUACUACUCCACGGCGGCGGGCUCGUACCAGUUCUCCAUGAUGGCCGGGGGAGGCGGCGGCGGCGAGGCUCGUUCCCCGCCCAGAAUCUUACCGCCUUGCACUAACGCUUCGACGGGCUCCCCGCUCCUGCACCCGUCUUUGCCUAAUCAGAAUGAGGGCGUGGCUGUGGAGGUGGAGUCCAGUCAUAGUAGUUCCCCGGCAAACGCCGAGGCUGUCUGGAGACCUUAUUGACGGGGAUCGACAAAUAUCAGUGUGAAGCUCUACUGAUUUGCAGGACUGCCCCGACCGCAGAGGUUAAAGGUCAUAUUUGUACAUUUAUAUUUUCAGAAGAUCUUCUAUUACAGUGGUGCAGUGACUCUCCAUUAAAGCAGGCUCGUCACUUGAGUCUCAAAUCAACUUUUGCCCAUUCGAACAAAUGGAAAUGAUAUGAAUCCGUUCCAAAGUACCAAAAAGUCCAAACCUUCCUGACGAUAUGUUGUGUGUGCCCCCAAAAGUCUAAACGCGGUAUCCCGAUUAAUAUUUUUGGAAGAAGAAUUAAAAAAAGAAUAAUCCAGCCGUUUUCAGACAACCAAGUUUAUGGCUGUGGUGUGGGAGGGCAUGCAGUUUGCUGGCGCCAUCUAGUGGUCACAAAUUUGCUCAUUCAAAUAAAAUGAACAACGUGACAGCAAGUGGCUUUAAAACGUGCAAGUCGGGGUUCUCGUAGGUCAAGGUACCACUGUUAGUAUUUUUUGGGUUGGACGCUGGCUGGGCAGAGUGAAUGUUUUGCUCGUUUGCCUUGUUCUGAGGUUGGAGUUCAAUUCUCGGCUCAGGCUUUCUUAUGUGGACUUUGCAUGUUCUCGCCAUGCUUGUGGGCUUUUUCGAGUCUGGAUAUCCCAGCUUCCUCACACAUUCCAAAAACAAGCAUGUUUGUUUAUUUAAAACUCCAAAUUGUGCAUAGCUCACCUAAAAUGCUGUUUUUUGUUUUGUUUUGUUUUUUAACAAACGAGGCUACUUUUAAAUUCUUUAUUGAAUUCCGACAUGUACAUACCUGGAAAUAAAAGAGGAAAUGUCAUAUUCAA
Syngnathus typhle (broad-nosed pipefish) is the source of this 2621-nucleotide messenger RNA. RefSeq names its product RUNX family transcription factor 1 (gene runx1). The transcript has 8 exons. Gene Ontology annotation, molecular function: ATP binding; RNA polymerase II cis-regulatory region sequence-specific DNA binding; DNA-binding transcription factor activity, RNA polymerase II-specific. Bases 316 to 1794 code for a protein of 492 amino acids. Gene Ontology annotation, cellular component: nucleus. The record is from RefSeq and is a predicted model, not a curated record. Gene Ontology annotation, biological process: regulation of cell differentiation; hemopoiesis; regulation of transcription by RNA polymerase II. Lineage: Eukaryota; Metazoa; Chordata; Actinopteri; Syngnathiformes; Syngnathidae.